Molecule: messenger RNA, 2223 nt
Organism: Cuscuta campestris
Lineage: Eukaryota; Viridiplantae; Streptophyta; Magnoliopsida; Solanales; Convolvulaceae
Source: the annotation of a GenBank genome assembly
AACAGUUUUUGUUUAAUUGCUGGAGUUUGUUUACCCUACCGCGGCACCGCUAUAUACACUGUACGCGGCCGCAACUUCCAGAGUCAUCAUCCCCACCUCUCCUCCCAAAGCAUUCUUUUUUAAAUCACCCCCUCCCUCAGCUUUAUUAUUCUACACGGAAAAACUUCAAUUCAUUUCUCUCUCUCUCUCUGCUCCUCAUCAUCUUCUUUCUUCUCCUCCUUCAUAGCGGCGGAGUCUUUUUCUUUUAUGGCUUCGCAGUUAAAGAUGACGGCGGCCGUUGCUCUGGCGCUGCUGCUGCUGCAUCUGUUUGCGGCUGCGAAAGCAGAGAAUCCAUACCGAUUCUUUACUUGGAAUGUUACCUAUGGCACUAUCUACCCUCUCGGCGUUCCCCAGCAGGGAUUUUUGAUUAAUGAGCAGUUCCCAGGCCCAGAGAUUCACUGCGUCACCAAUGACAAUCUUUACAUCAAUGUCUUCAACAACUUGAAUGAGUCCUUCCUCAUUUCUUGGAAUGGGAUUCAGAAUAGGAGGAAUUCAUACGAAGAUGGAGUUUAUGGAACAACAUGCCCAAUUCCUCCCGGAAAAAAUUUCACCUACAUUCUACAAGUGAAAGAUCAAAUUGGGAGCUUCUUUUACUUCCCUUCUCUUGCCUUCCACAAAGCAGCAGGUGGCUUUGGAGGCAUCAGAAUUCUCAGCAGGCCCGGAAUUCCUGUCCCUUUUGAUGAACCUGCAGGCGACUUCACCUUGCUUAUCGGAGAUUGGUACCUGAAAAAUCAUACGGGUUUGAAAAGGAUUCUUGAUGGAGGCCAUAAAUUGCCAUUCCCUGAUGGGGUACUUAUCAACGGUCGCGGAUCCAAUGGCACUUCAUUCACCGUCGAACCAGGGAAAACGUAUCGGCUUAGGAUUUCCAAUGUUGGGCUGCAAAAUACCCUGAAUUUCCGCAUACAGGGACACAAGAUGAAAUUGGUGGAAGUGGAGGGAACUCACACCAUGCAAACCACUUUCUCCUCCCUUGAUGUUCAUGUUGGACAGUCGUACUCGGUGCUGUUCACAGCUGAUCAGACCCCUCAAGAUUACUUCAUCAUUGCCUCCACUCGUUUCACCAACAAGAUCCUUACUACCACCGCUUUCCUUCGUUAUAGCAACUCCAAUAGCCCUCCAUCCGGUCCCCUCCCCGGCGGGCCCACCAUAGAAAUUGAUUGGUCCAUCAACCAGGCCCGUGCCAUCAGGUCAAAUCUUACGGCAAGUGGGCCUAGGCCCAACCCACAAGGAUCGUAUCAUUAUGGUAUGAUAAACACUACCAAGACCAUCAUUCUCUCAAGCUCUGCUGCACAGGUGAAUCACAAGCAGAGAUAUGCCAUCAACAGCGUGUCAUUUAUUCCAGCUGACACUCCGCUUAAGCUCGCUGAUUACUUCAAAAUUGAAGGAGUUUUCCGCGUAGGAAGCAUUCCAUCUACCCCCACCGGUGGGGCCGUGCAUCUCGACACUUCUGUCAUGGGUACUGACUACAGGUCAUUUGUAGAGAUUGUGUUUCAGAAUGACGAGAACAUUGUCCAGAGUUAUCAUAUUGAUGGAUACCAAUUUUGGGUUGUUGGAAUGGAUGGUGGGAAGUGGACUGAAGAUAGCAGGAAGAAUUACAAUCUUCGUGAUGCAGUUGCACGCUCUACCACUCAGGUGUACCCAUACUCAUGGACUGCUAUUUACGUGGCUCUUGACAAUGUGGGAAUGUGGAAUGUGAGGUCUGAGUUCUGGGCACGACAAUACCUCGGACAGCAGUUUUACUUGAGGGUCUACACCGACUCGACCUCGUUGAGAGACGAGUAUCUCAUUCCAUUGAAUGCCCUUCUUUGCGGCAGAGCAGUCGGUCGUGACAAACGACCCUUUUAAGCUCCAGUGGACAUUCUCUCAUGGCUGGAAAGGUUAAAAAACAGGCAAAAUGCUCCAUCCACCUCCACCGCUCGGCUCAUUGCAUAAAUUAUGUGCAGUCGUGGGAUUUUGCUCGUGUGUUACUACAGCACCGGAGGCCAUUUCUUAGGUUGAUGUCUUGAUGACCUUAUCUCAAGGUCAAAUUCUUUAAGUUUCAACUCAAAUAUUGUAUUUUGUUUGUUUUUCGUUCCACUAUAGUUACUACUGGUUAAUAACUAUUGUUCGAUUUUAUUAUGUAAAAUUUGUUCCCUUUAGGACUCAAACAUAUGUGUUUUUCCUAAAUAGAUUUUCAUUUGUGUU